This is a messenger RNA of Prunus mume (Japanese apricot), 3255 nucleotides long. Its product is annotated as Tetratricopeptide repeat (TPR)-like superfamily protein. Gene Ontology annotation, cellular component: intracellular membrane-bounded organelle. Gene Ontology annotation, biological process: RNA modification. Lineage: Eukaryota; Viridiplantae; Streptophyta; Magnoliopsida; Rosales; Rosaceae. Gene Ontology annotation, molecular function: RNA binding; protein binding; zinc ion binding. The record is from RefSeq and is a predicted model, not a curated record.
GUUUGGUCUCUCUCGACGCGUGUCUGUGUGGUGGGCCGAAGGGUGCAGUUUCUUAUAGGAAGUCAAGGUUUACACAAAUUACUUGUUUUUUCAAAAAGAAAUUUACGCGGGCAUGCUUAGAUUGAUUUGUCAAAGAACGUUUCAGUGUGCAAAUUUCGCUACGCAUUGUAAAACCAACGCUCGGAUUAGCUUUUCGCGAUGUGGGUACGCUGCCCAAGCAGCAGCAGCUGCCCCAUUGCCCGAACACCCCCCUGUCCACGCAGAGCUUCCCAACUCGGAGUUCGACUCUCACGCAUACGCUGCUAUGCUUCAACAUUGUAUCCGAAACGGUGACUCGAAUUCCGCAAUGGGUCUUCACUGCAGGAUCUUGAAGAAAGGUGGUUGCUUGGACUUGUUUGCUCUCAACAUUCUUCUUAAUAUGUACGUGAAAGCGGGUAUGCUGUCUAAUGCCACUACGCUGUUUGACGAAAUGUCUGAAAGAAAUACUAUUUCUUUUGUUACGUUGAUCCAGGGAUUUGCGGACUCUCAACGUUUUGUUGAUGCUGUAGAGUUGUUUCACCGGCUGCAUACAGAAGGCCAUGAGCUUAACCAAUUUGUUUUUACUACAAUUUUGAAGUUACUUGUAAGGAUGGGAUGGGCUGAGCUGGCUUGGACCAUCCAUGCUUGUAUUCAUAAGCUUGCACAUGGCUCUAAUGCCUUUGUUGGGACUGCUCUCAUUGAUGCCUACUCUGUUUGCAGCCACGUUGAUGUUUCUAGGGAUGUUUUUGAUGAGAUUGUUUGUAAGGAUAUGGUAGCUUGGACUGGGAUGGUAGCAUGUUAUGCUGAGAAUGGCUGUUUUGAAGAAGCACUCGAACUCUUCAGUCAAAUGCGGAUGAUUGGAUUCAAGCCUAACAAUUAUACUUUUACGGGUGUGCUUAAGGCCUGUGUUGGUGUAAUGAAAUCAUGUUAUGAAGGGGAUCUAUAUGUGGGUACUGCAUUGCUUGAUAUGUACACCAAGUUUGGAGAUGUUGAGGAGGCUCGGCAAGUAUUUCAAGAGAUGCCCAAAAAUGACGUGGUUCCUUGGAGCCUCAUGGUUUCACGGUGUGCUCAGAGUGACCGUUGUGAAGAGGCUCUGGACUUGUUUUGUCAGAUGAGGCAAGCAUUUGUUGUUCCCAACCAGUUUACAUAUGCUAGCACACUUCAAGCUUGUGCAACUAUGGAGCGUUUAGAUUUUGGGAAGCAAAUCCAUUGCCAUGUAAUCAAGCUUGGUCUUGAUUCAGAUGUCUUUGUUUCAAAUGCUCUCAUGGGUGUCUAUGCUAAAUGCGGAAAGUUAGAGAACUCUAUGGACUUAUUUGUGGAAUCACCAAAUAGAAAUGAUGUAUCUUGGAACACGAUGAUUGUUGGAUAUGUUCAGUUAGGUGAUGGGGAGAAGGCGUUGGCUUUGUUUUCAAAUAUGCUUAGAUGCCAAGUGCAGGCUACAGAAGUGACGUACUCUAGUGCUCUCCGUGCUUCUGCUAGCCUAGCAGCAUUGGAGCCAGGAGUUCAGAUACAUUCUAUAACGGUCAAAACCAUAUACGACAAAGAUACUGUAGUGGGUAAUUCUUUAAUAGACAUGUAUGCUAAGUGUGGAAGCAUCAAAGAUGCCUGCCUGGUGUUUGAUAAGUUGAAGCAACGAGAUGAGGUUUCAUGGAAUGCGAUGAUCUCAGGAUAUUCUAUGCAUGGUCUUGGCCUGGAGGCUCUACAGAUUUUUGAAAUGAUGCAGGAAACAAAUUGCAAACCAAACAAGUUAACUUUUGUCGGUAUUUUGUCAGCAUGUAGCAAUGCAGGACUAUUAGAUCAAGGACAGGCUUAUUUUAAUUCUAUGGUGCAGAACUAUGACGUUGAACCGUGCGUAGAGCACUAUACUUGUAUGGUCUGGCUGUUAGGGAGAUCAGGCCAUCUUGAUAAGGCUGUGAAGUUGAUUCAGGAAAUCCCAUUUGAACCUAGUGUUAUGGUAUGGCGUGCUUUGCUCGGAGCUUGUGUUAUCCAUAAUGAUGUGGAACUUGGAAGGAUUGCUGCCCAGCAUGUUCUUGAAAUGGAUCCCCAAGAUGAUGCUACCCACGUGUUAUUGUCAAACAUAUAUGCCACUGCAAGGAGAUGGGAUAAUGUGGCUUCUGUCAGAAAAAACAUGAAAAGGAAAGGAGUAAAGAAGGAACCCGGCCUAAGUUGGAUUGAGAACCAGGGCACAGUUCAUUAUUUCAGUGUGGGGGAUACUUCACAUCCUGACAUGAAACUGAUCAACGGGAUGCUGGAAUGGUUGAAAAUGAGAACUUUGAAGGCAGGACAUGUUCCCAAUUAUAGUGCCGUUUUGCUUGAUGUGGAGGAUGAUGAAAAGGAGCGCUUCUUGUGGGUACACAGUGAAAGGUUAGCUCUAGCAUUUGGGUUAAUUAGAACAUCACCUGGGAGCCCUAUUCGUAUCAUUAAAAACCUUCGAAUAUGUGUGGAUUGCCAUGCCACAGUGAAGUUAAUAUCAAAAGUAGUGCAGCGAGAUAUUGUUGUUCGAGAUAUCAAUCGGUUCCAUCACUUUCAGGAUGGAAUUUGCUCUUGUGGUGAUUACUGGUGAUUGAUCUGCCUUAUUGGGAUCUAUGAUUCCUGGAGGGUUGAACUGAUGAAGUCACCUUGUUCUCAAGGUAAUGCGCUCCAUCCCAGAUGUGUAACUAAAAGUGAGAGAAGAUGUGGAGCUUGAUACGUCAGCACCAGUUUGUAAGCGUUACACAGUGUGUUCUGUUGUCAAAGCAAGAGAAUAUUAAGGUGCCUCUGUUUGACAGCGAGACUCCUCCUAUUCAAGACCAGUCUGAUUCUGAGAAUGUUGGUGGGGAAGGUGACUUACAGAAGGCUAAAUAGUAAGUUUCAGGAGAUUGCUUACGUCAAUUUUUUGAUCAGGUUAGAGUGUUGCUUUUGUUAAGCUUUCUGGAAUUUAGAGGUCUUGAAUAUACUUCCAAGUCACACAAGCUUGUCAGAAUCUUAUCUUGCCAAUGGUGAUUAUUAGAAGAGAUCGGUGAAACUAUUUGGAACUUGUAUGAGAAUAUUUUCAUGCUAGAUUUUAGAGCCCUUUGAAGUACACACAUAUAAAUCUUGAAACUGUAACAGCUAGUUGUACAGGUCUGAAUUCAAACUUCUUGUAGCAUCAUUGAAGUGGUGGCCAAUGAUGGUCUUUGUAUCAAGCAAUGGAUAUGUAUCCUUUAUUAAUUAUACUCAAUUUUGAUCAUCUGGCCCCUAAAUUUUGUUGGCAUGCUC